UCACUGUCAAAUAGUCAAUUUUCUGGAAAAUUGACCACGACUAUUGACACGCUUGCGUGCUAUUUUUACAAGAAACUCUAGAUUUAACGGACCUCUUAAGCUGCUUAUAUAAUAAAAUUGUUGUGAGAAACUACCUGAGAAAAGAAAAACUGCGAAAAUGAGUACUAUUUUGGAAAAAAUCGCCGCUAUAGAGGCCGAGAUGGCCCGAACGCAAAAAAAUAAAGCUACAGCGCUUCAUUUAGGUAUAUUAAAAGCUCGGUUAGCUAAAUUGAGACGAGAACUUAUCACUCCUAAAGGUGGCGGCGGCGCUACUGGCGAAGGUUUCGACGUUGCCAAAACUGGUGAUGCCCGCAUUGGGUUUGUGGGUUUCCCAUCAGUGGGCAAGUCGACCCUGCUCUCGAACCUGGCUGGGGUGUACUCUGAAGUGGCCGCAUAUGAGUUCACAACCCUCACAACUGUGCCGGGUUGUAUCAAAUAUAAGGGGGCUAAAAUUCAGUUACUUGACUUGCCUGGUAUUAUUGAAGGAGCUAAAGACGGCAAGGGUCGAGGUCGUCAAGUGAUAGCAGUCGCUCGAACCUGCAGUCUGAUAUUCAUCGUAUUGGACGUGCUGAAACCGUUACAACACAAGAAACUUCUGGAACACGAGCUGGAAGGCUUCGGGUUGCGGUUAAACAAACAACCACCUAACAUACACUUCAGGAAAAAAGACAAGGGUGGCAUCAAUUUAAAUACUACAUGUCCGCAAUCCGAGUUAGACUUGGAGGCAGUGAAGACGAUCCUGUCGGAGUACAAGAUCCACAACGCGGACAUCACGCUGCGGUACGACGCGACCAGCGACGACCUCAUCGACGUCAUCGAGGGCAACAGGAUAUACGUACCGUGCAUCUACCUGCUCAAUAAGAUUGAUCAAAUCAGCAUAGAAGAAUUGGACGUGAUCUACAAGAUUCCCCACUGCGUUCCAAUCUCGGCCCAUCACAAGUGGAACUUCGAUGACUUGUUGGAGAAGAUGUGGGAAUACCUCAAACUGAUCAGGAUAUACACCAAGCCUAAGGGCCAGCUACCUGAUUACAAUUCCCCGGUGGUCUUGCAUGCGGACAGAACUAGUCUUGAAGACUUCUGCAACAAACUGCAUCGGUCUAUCGUUAAAGAGUUUAAAUAUGCUCUAGUUUGGGGAUCUUCUGUGAAACAUCAGCCACAGAAAGUGGGCAUAGAACACGUUUUGGCUGACGAGGACGUCGUGCAAAUCGUUAAAAAGGUCUAGGGUACGACGACGAACAGAAAACUAUAUUUUUGCAUCGAAAUAUAACAUCUCUGAAUAUAAACAAGGAUUAUAAUGAAUAAGCUUAUAAUACACAUUGCAAUACAACACAUAUUUACGAUAUACUAAAUUAAAUAAAAUAGUAGGCACGUCUAAACCAGCACAACGUCUUCAAUGGUAUUAAAAAAAAUAUUGGGUUGAUCUUCAAACACCGGAAGUCAAUUUCAGUACCGUAAGUUGGCUACAAACUAACGUAUUUAAGUUCUAACUGGAUAACAGCCUCUGUGGUCCAGUGGUUGAGCCUUGGGCUCACAAUCCAGACCCAGGUUCGAAUACCGGUGGGGACAUAUCACAAAAACCAAUUUGUGAUUCCUAGCUUGGUUAGGACAUUACAGGCUGAUCACAUGAUUGUCUGAAAGUAAGAUGAUCCGUGCUUCGGAAGGCACGUCAAGCCGUUGGUCCCGGUUACUAUUUACUGAUGUAAGUGAGAAGAAGUGAGAAGUGUAAGUGAGUCUUUGGCGGCUCAAUAAUAACCCUGACACUAGGGUUGAUGAGGUUGGUAAUUCACCUCACAAUCCACACGAUAGAACAACUAGAUAUUUGCAAAAAGACAACAUUCUGCGAUAUCGCGUUCACGGUACUUCUUGUCUACCGGUAUUCGUAGACCCACCCACUCACAUGUUUAUGGGACAACAAUUUAUUAUAAUCCUUGUUAUUAUGAGAAAAGUGUUAAGAGCAUCUGAAAAACAACUUUCAAUUAUACAAAAACUAAAAAAUAAAAACCUAUUGUUUAUUCAAAAAUAUAUAGGCAAUUAUUUUUCUCAAAUUAUUCAGAUGCUCGAAAGAUUGUUGUUAUUGUUGGAAUAAUACUUUAUUGAAAUUUGGUAAAUAUUUCAUUUCAUUUUUAUCCAGUUUUAUUUGUCAGUGAUUUGCAUUUAAUAAUUAAGUCUAACAUGUAUGUUUGCCCUUCUCUUGUGAAAAUCAUAAUAAUUUCAAUAAAAACAACUACUCAAGCUUAUUUAUUAAGAACUUAUGUAUUUUAUUUUUACAUUUGUGAUGCGACAGGUUUAUAAUUUUUUAUUAAUUUUGAAGCAAGACUUUUCAUAGUCAUGAACAAACUUAAAUUAUAUUUUUUGGUUGCCAGCUCGAUCAUGGACUGUGUGAAAUAUAAUAAUGUUUAGUAGUAUGUUUGGUCUUGCUUUAAUUGUUAAAAAUAAUUCAUGGGGUGAAAAUAUUACCAAUAUUUUCAUCGUACUGUACAGAAUACUAUAAUAAAAACUUUAAAAAUA
Pectinophora gossypiella (pink bollworm) is the source of this 2547-nucleotide messenger RNA. RefSeq names its product GTP-binding protein 128up (gene 128up). NCBI's taxonomy places the organism in Eukaryota, Metazoa, Arthropoda, Insecta, Lepidoptera, Gelechiidae. The record is from RefSeq and is a predicted model, not a curated record. Gene Ontology annotation, biological process: cytoplasmic translation. Bases 158 to 1261 code for a protein of 367 amino acids. The transcript is spliced from 7 exons. Gene Ontology annotation, cellular component: cytoplasm. Gene Ontology annotation, molecular function: GTP binding; GTPase activity.